Messenger RNA from Cetraspora pellucida, 184 nucleotides. The record is from the annotation of a GenBank genome assembly. Lineage: Eukaryota; Fungi; Glomeromycota; Glomeromycetes; Diversisporales; Gigasporaceae.
AUGGGCAGAUAUGAAGAAUCUCUUGCGGAUUUAAAUAAAUCAUUAGAAAUUAGACCAAACGAUGCAACUACAUUAUAUACUCGUGGAUUAACUUAUCAAGAAAUGGGCAGAUAUGAAGAAUCGCUUGCGGAUUUAAAUAAAUUGUUAGAAACUAGGCCAAACGAUGCAACUACUUUAAAUAAUC